CUGAUCUAGAGAUCCAUUUUGGAAAAGUGGAACACUUUUUAAUGUCAGUACCACCACUAUCUAUCAAAAUCACUUUGAAUAAGUCACUUAGGACGGCCACAUGUUGAAGAGUUGACCAAGACAAACUACUCAACUCAUCAAAUGUCAAAACCAUAUUUUAGUCAACGCUCAUCAUUCUGUUCUUUCGUCAAAUAAUCAACCAUAACUGGAACAGUCUUACAUCAAAAAAUUCAACAUCUUAUCAUCCAUUUCACAAUGUCUCCAUAUCUAUAAAUCCCCACCUCAUACUCUUAGCAAUCCCACAAUUACAAACAUAGAAAAUUUACAGAAAAAACAGAGUUCCAAUCCUUCAAAAAAGCUAGCUGCUAUGGAAACUCAUAAAGUUGUGAUCAUUUCUUGUCUGUUGCUAUUGUGCAUUAGCAAUGGUGUUUCUGCAGCAGAUUGUCCUUCCAAAACCAUGAAGGGAGCUUACUAUCCUUCAUGGAGAAGCUCUGUUUUUCCACCAUCAUCCAUAGAUUCAAGCUUCUUUACACAUAUCUACUACGCUUUCCUUUCACCUAAUCCCACAACUUUCGCCUUCGAAAUCGACAACUCAACAGCUCCGAUUCUUUCAUCCUUCAACUCAGUCUUACACGCAAAGAAACCACAGCUCAAGACUCUGUUUUCCGUUGGCGGAGGUGCCGGCGGUUCGACCCUGUAUGCAAACAUGGCCUCCACGCCGGAAUCUCGCCGGAGCUUCAUCUUGUCCAGCAUACAAGUGGCCCGAACGUACGGUUUUGAUGGGAUCGAUCUUGAUUGGGAAUUCCCACAGAACCCAAAAGAAAUGAACGAUUUGGGUACUCUGUUCGACGAAUGGCGAGCUGAAAUUGUUAAGGAAAGCAGACAAACGCGCCGCCCGCAGCUGUUACUGUCGGCGGCCGUUUACUUUUCCGCCACUUUUUUCCUCUCCGACACGGUUAGAACCUACCCAGUUGCAUCGAUCAACAAGAAUCUGGAUUGGGUCAACGCCAUGUGCUACGAUUAUCACGGGUCGUGGGAACCCAAGAUCACGGGCGCCCAAUCCGCACUCUUUGACCCGAAGAGCAACAUCAGCACAAGCUACGGUCUGCGUUCAUGGAUCAAGGCCGGAAUCUGGAGGAACAAAUUGGUAAUGGGUUUGCCGCUUUAUGGCCGGACUUGGACUUUGGCCGAUCCAAAUGUCAGCGGCGUCGGUGCUCCCGCCGUCGGGCUCGGUCCCGCUGGUUCAACUGGGGAUGCCGGGAUUCUGCUCUUCUACGAAGUGGAGGAAUUUAACAGGAAGAAUAAUGCAAAGAUUGGAUUCGAUUUGGCCACCAUGUCGACUUACUCAGUCGCUGGAACUUCUUGGAUUGGGUACGAUGAUGCCAGAUCGACGACGGCGAGGAUUGAUUUUGCUCAGGGGUUGGGGAUUCGUGGUUACUUUUUCUGGGCCAUGAGCUAUGAUGAUCAGAAAUGGACAAUAUCCAAAACAGCUUCAAGACGAUGGUGAUGAGAAAUAAAGUUACAGAAUCAGAUCACCAUUCCUCCAGCAGCAUUGCAAAAUCCUGAUGGAGAAGUCACCAUUUCAUUGGUUUCAAAGUAUAUGUAACAAGCGAUUGGCAUUUUAAAUUUCUCGUUGAUUAUAAGUUAAAUUAAUCACUUGUUUUAGUUUGACCCAUUAGAUUGUUUUCGGCAUAAUUUAAUGGUAAGUAUUUCCAUAGACUUCAUAUGUAACAUCUCUUUUUGUAGAUCCAAAUUGUUACACCCAUAAAUAAAUUGAGCAUUUGAUGGUUGUUAAAUAACAUUACUCGCUUACAUAAACAGAAAGUUCAAGCACAACAAUUAUCCGUUGAUCCAAUAUGUAUAUCCAUGUUACUAAC
Messenger RNA from Oldenlandia corymbosa var. corymbosa, 1877 nucleotides. Lineage: Eukaryota; Viridiplantae; Streptophyta; Magnoliopsida; Gentianales; Rubiaceae. The record is from the annotation of a GenBank genome assembly.